CGCUACGCCUUAAAUGUGAGCUUCCUCCAAAGCCUUCGGCAAUUUUGGUUCCUUGUCGGUUCUCCCGAAGCCUCGUCAGCUAGCCACAUAUUCCACUUUCGCUCUUGCGAACCUCGCGCCCUAGCUUCGUAUAAACGAGCCCGUUCGUCUAGCCAUGCUUAGCAAAUUCACAACACAAAUCGCAUUGCGGAAAGCCGGACUGGGCGGCGUAAAGAUCCCGGAUCCAUUCGCUGCCAGCGACUCGAAGAGCUCGAAAGGCGCCCAGGAUUCAGAAGGAGGAGGCAUUUCGAACCCAUUCGCCAACGUUCAAUGGGGUGCGCCAAAAGCCUUCGCUUCUUGGACGACACCGCCCCCAACUCAGAAUCCAGUGCGAUCAGCGCCGAUUGCAGGCGACAGGGCGCAAACUAGUGUGAAGCUACGGUUCCCUGCAGUCGAUGGGAGGCCUUGUGUGGUGUUGUUCCUGAGAUAUUGUGGCUGUCCUUUCACAGAGAAGCUGUUCCUUCAGCUGCGAUCGUUAGCCAACCGACAUACCUCCAUACACUUCGUCGUCGUAUCACAUUGCACACAAGCUGCGACCAACGAAUGGCUGAAAAGGAUGGGUGGACCGUGGAUGACCGAUAUCAUAGUGGAUGAAAAGAGGGGAUUGUAUGCUCUGUGGGGGCUGGGGAUUUCGAAUUGGGGCCAUCUACUCAAUCCGAGGAAUGGAUACAACCAGUAUAUGCUGGGUAAGAAGGAAGGCGUCUGGGGACAACAAGUCGGAGAAGGAGGUUGCAGAUGGCAGACAGGAGGUGCAUACGCCAUUGACGGAAGGGGUAUUGUGAAAUGGGCAUACCCUAUGAAGAGUGUGGACGAUCAGAUACCCAUCGAAGACGGUAUCAAAGAGCUUGGUUUCAAUCGUUGAGAAGAUACCCAAUAAGAAUGUUUCAACUGCUCAAUCACGUUGUGGUUGAGUUGAGCAAUGCAUACUAAUCGAAUACUCACAU
Boeremia exigua is the source of this 983-nucleotide messenger RNA. RefSeq lists its product as uncharacterized. The coding region runs from base 155 to 901 and encodes 248 amino acids. The transcript has 2 exons. NCBI's taxonomy places the organism in Eukaryota, Fungi, Ascomycota, Dothideomycetes, Pleosporales, Didymellaceae. The record is from RefSeq and is a predicted model, not a curated record.